Molecule: messenger RNA, 1195 nt
Organism: Glycine soja
Lineage: Eukaryota; Viridiplantae; Streptophyta; Magnoliopsida; Fabales; Fabaceae
Product: protein SRC2
Exons: 1
Coding region: 138-998 (286 amino acids)
Biological process (GO): defense response
Source: RefSeq, a predicted model, not a curated record
AGUCAUUCAUUCAGUUCCAAAGGAUACAUAACCAUCAAGUUUCAGUUCCAAACAAAACCCAUCAAAGUCUUUCUCCCUCAGUGAUCAUAUAUUCAUUCAGUUCUAUACAAAAUCCUCAAAAACUCUUCCUCUCUGCCAUGACCAUGGAAUACAGAACCUUAGAACUCAACAUCAUAUCCGCAAAGGACAUCAAGAAUGUUAAUCUCUUCUCCAAGAUGGACGUAUACGCCGCCGUUUCGCUCUCCGGUGACCCUCUCCACCCUCAGGGCGCCACCACCCACGUCCACAAAGACGCCGGCAGCAACCCCACGUGGAACUACCCCGUGAAAUUCUCUGUCAACGAAUCGCUGGCGAAGGAAAAUCGUUUAUCUCUUGAGAUCAAGCUCAUCUCCGACCGCACCCUCGGCGACACCGUCAUCGGCACCGUCCAUGUUCCUCUCAGGGAACUCCUGGAUAACCCCGGCGAUGACAGCUCCUUCCGCCAAGUCAGUUAUCAGGUGAUGAAGCAAUCAAGAAAAUCCAAGGGAUCCUUGAAUUUCUCCUACAAAUUCGGCGAACAUGUUCCCGCCCCGGCCGCCAAGACACCCAAAGCGGCCAAGGCGGGACAAGAGCCGGUGAUGGCUUAUCCUCCUGCUGGGGCGGGAUCCAGUUCGAUGCCCUAUGGUACGCCACACCCUCCCCCGCCGCAGCAAUAUGCGGCGACGGGAUAUGGGUAUCCACCUCAGCAGGUGCAUGGUGGAUACCCACCUCAAGCAGCAUAUGGGUACCCACCUCAGACCGGUUAUGGAUACCCACAACAGUCGGGUUAUGGAUAUCCACAACAAUCCGGAUAUGGGUACCCACCUCAGGCUCAGAAACCAAAGAAGAACAAAUUUGGAAUGGGAUUGGGAGCAGGAUUGCUUGGUGGUGCCUUGGGUGGAAUGUUGAUCGGAGACAUGGUAUCUGAUGCUGCUGAAUAUGAUGCGGGCUUUGAUGAUGCUGGUGGAUUUGAUUUUUAAUUUUCAGUUUUUCAAUCAACCCUGUAUUUUUUUUUUUCUUUUAUAUUUCUGGAUUUCACUUUUUGCCUUUUUCGGUUGCGUAAUGAUGUUCUAUGAGAUUGCUUAUUAGUAUUUGUUUCAGAUACCUCUCAUUACCUGACUCUGUAUUUAACUGCUAUGAUAUAAAGUAUAACAUACAGCCUGUGAUUUCCUCACUA